Molecule: messenger RNA, 1586 nt
Organism: Etheostoma spectabile (orangethroat darter)
Lineage: Eukaryota; Metazoa; Chordata; Actinopteri; Perciformes; Percidae
Product: E3 ubiquitin-protein ligase CHIP
Exons: 8
Coding region: 235-1104 (289 amino acids)
Biological process (GO): positive regulation of proteolysis; proteasome-mediated ubiquitin-dependent protein catabolic process; cellular response to misfolded protein
Cellular component (GO): cytoplasm; Z disc
Molecular function (GO): protein-folding chaperone binding; ubiquitin protein ligase activity
Source: RefSeq, a predicted model, not a curated record
ACGCGUUUUACGUCACAGAUCAAAACCAAAACAUCUGUUGGCAAGACAACAGGUAGUUAGCCACCUAGCUACCUAGCUAGCCACAUCACAAGAAACCGUUAAUUCUUCAAAUUGAAAACGCCGUCGCUUCGCUUCCGCGUGGUGAAACUGUAACGUCACCGUCCGUCCCGGUGCGUCGGAUCUGAGCGUCAGGAUCGGGAAGCAAAGCGACGGCGGUGCAGCCCGGGGGACAAAAUGCCAGAAAGCCCCGAGAAAAUCUCCUCGGCGUCGGCCCAGGAGCUGAAGGAGCAGGGGAACCGGCUCUUCCUGAACCGCAAGUACCUGGAGGCCGCCGCCUGCUACGGCAACGCCAUAAGCCACAGUCCGUCUGUCCCGGCGUACUACACCAACCGAGCGCUGUGCUACGUGAAGCUGCAGCAGCACGACAAAGCUCUGGCGGACUGCCGACACGCGCUGGAGCUCGACGGCCAGUCGGUCAAAGCUCACUUCUUCAUGGGUCAGUGCCACCUGGAGAUGGAGAGCUACGACGAGGCCAUCGGAAACCUGCAGAAAGCCUAUAACCUGGCGAAGGAGCAGCGUCUGAACUUCGGUGACGACAUCCCCAGCGCCCUGCGGAUCGCUAAGAAGCAGCGUUGGAACAACAUGGAGGAGAGGAGGACCAACCAGGAGAGCGAGCUGCACGCCUACCUCACCAAACUCAUCCUCGCCGAGAAGAAGAGAGAAGUGGAGGGCAGCAGACAGAAAGAAGACGACAACGACGACAGCAGAAUUCAACACAAUCCAAACAAGAUUCACACAAAACACGACAAGUAUCUGUCAGACAUGGAGGAGCUCUUCUGUCAAGUGGACGAGAAGAGGAAGAAGCGGGAGAUCCCCGACUUCCUGUGUGGGAAGAUCAGCUUUGAGUUGAUGAGAGAGCCGUGCAUCACGCCCAGCGGAGUCACCUACGACAGGAAAGACAUCGAAGAGCACCUGCAGCGAGUCGGCCAUUUCGACCCGGUGACGCGCUCUCCUCUGACCCAAGAUCAGCUGAUCCCAAACCUGGCCAUGAAGGAAGUCAUCGAUGCUUUUAUUUUGGAGAACGGAUGGGUGGAGGACUACUGACCAAUGAGAGGAGAGGAAGAGUCAGAGGGUCUGUUGGAGGAUGACGUGUGUCCUGCAGCCGCCGGAGUAAAGGAGGAAUAUGUAAUAUAUGUACUGUCUUAAAUCCUAAAAGGACCACGAUGAGUCAUCAGAUAUUAAGGAAACAACCCGACAACCAUGCCAACGCCAGGGUUUUCUCCUCUGACAUUUCCAUAUUACUGUUUUUGUUUUUUUUUGCCUAUUUUUGUGAGUUUCAGGUUUUCACACGUCCUCAUUGUACAUUUAAACACAAUUUCAUGAGGUACAACGAUCAUAUGCAGGCCGCAUGAAACGGGGAGCCACCAACAAGCUGCUAAAACCAUGAUUAAACAACAAAUAACAUAGCAACCAAAAACUCAAUUUACCAUGGACACAAAGACAUUUACAGCUCUGAGUCCUCUGAAGGCCUGAUCCAUUUGGACUCCUCCACGGUCCUCCAGUCCCCCCUCAAGACCCGUCUCGGC